GAAGAGCAGUACUGCAGUUGAUAGUGUGCUAAUUGAAAGCAUGUUGGCUACUAAGCUGUCCCGGCCUCUCCUGAGCUUCUCUGUGAAAGCCCUGAAUUUCAAGGACCCAGGGAAUGGCCUCAGACCUGUGCAAAGGUUUUGCUUCCCUCUCUUGUACCCAUGUGGCAGCCGCUCUUACGCAAAUGAAGUUGAUCAGAUUGGCAGCAGAGCUGUGCUUAUAACAGGUUGUGACUCAGGCUUUGGAUUUGCCUUGGCCAAGCACCUGCAUGCCAAAGGCUUCAUUAUUUACGCUGGGUGCCUGCAAAAGGACAAGGGAGAAGGUGGGUCCAAGGAACUGGACGGUAUGAACAGUGAUCGAAUGAGAACUGUCCAACUCAAUGUCUGUGACAGCAAAGAAGUAGACCGAGCAGUGGAGCAUGUGAGUAGCAGCCUGGAGGACCCAGAGAAAGGGCUCUGGGGACUGGUUAACAAUGCUGGGAUCUCCACAUUUGGGGAAGUUGAGUUCACCAGCAUGGACACCUACAUGGAGGUAGCUGAAGUGAACCUGUGGGGGACUGUGCGAACCACCAAGGCUUUUCUCCCGCUCAUCCGGAGGUCAAAGGGUCGUGUGGUGAACAUCAGUAGCAUGAUGGGCCGCAUGGGCAGUCCUGCCCGCUCACCGUACUGCAUCACCAAGUUUGGCGUGGAAGCCUUCUCCGACUGCCUGCGGUAUGAAAUGCAGCCCCAGGGGGUGAUGGUCAGCAUCGUCGAGCCUGGCAACUUCAUUGCUGCCACCAACCUGUACAGCCCCGAGCGCAUCAAAGCCAUCGCAGACAAAAUGUGGGAUGAGCUCCCUGAGAUAGUGCGCAAAGACUAUGGCAGGAAGUACUUUGACGAGCAGGUCAGCAAGAUGGAGACAUAUUGCAACAGUGGCUCCACAGACACCUCGCCAGUCAUUGAGAGCGUGACCCAUGCACUCACCUCCACCACCCCCUACACCCGCUACCACCCCAUGGAUUACUACUGGUGGCUGCGCAUGCAGAUCAUGACACACAUGCCUGCUGCCAUUUCCGACCGGCUCUAUGUCUACUGAGGCUACCCAGGUGGGAAAUUCAUUGUAAAGAGAGCAUUGUACACACUUCCCAUUCGUCCUUUUAAAGUUUUUCUAACCUCAUUUCAGAGUACUGUAUUUUAGCUCUAAAGGGUUCAUUUAAACAUCUGACAUAACCUAAAGGGCAAUAAUUUGCAAGGGUUGCUUCAUAGGCAGGAAUGCAUUAUGUUUGUGCAGGGACAUUGAUUCUUUGCUAUUUAUUUCAUGUAAUCGUCGUGGUUUUCUUUUUGCACCUCAAAUUCCAAGUUGUAAUCAUUAUUUAAACUGCAAUUGCUUUGAAAUGUUUUCAGAAUAAUUUUUGCUGGUGGCCAAACACAAUUUUCACAAUUCCUGCCUAGGAUGCACCCUUCACACCAUAAAACAGUGAUUUGCCCUCCAUGCUGUAAUGGCAAAUCACUGCCUCCUAAUGACAAAGAGCGUCCAACAGACUUGUCCAGGUCACAGUAGCCCAAGGCAGAGCAGAGAACUUUAAUUUGGGAUCAGAACUCAAAGUGCUGGAGGUACAGAAACUGAGCAACUGACCCUGUGCAUUUAUCUCUUAGAAUUACACUGAAACCGUAGAGAGAAAGGAACCGGUCUGCUUUUCUUACACGCAUCCAGGGACUCAAUCCUGCAGACCUUUCCCACUCCCACUUUCUUACUCACAUGAGCAUUCCCCUGUGUGAGCAGCUUUACGCACAGGACUGCAGGUGUCAGGAUUGGCCUGUAGUAACACUUCUCAAACCGUCAUUGUGCAUCAACUCCAGACUUAGUUUGGAGAAGAGUUUCACUCAGCUCCUAUAAUUGUGAGGGUCACUGCUGAGCAGAGGGAAGCAGCGAGAGUUAUAGCCACAUCAGAUAUGCCAUUCGUACCGGGGACCUCGGGGUUACGCUGAAGUAUCUGUACAGCACCUGCACAGAAGGGCCUUAACCCUGACCUAGAGGCCUAUAGGCAGUGUUUUGGUGCAGGUGAUGGUAACAACAGGAACUUUCAUUGAAGGAGUCACUGAGCUGAAAUGCAUCUAAACAUAAAUCUAACAGAACAUCCACGACAAUAAAGUUAACUUUAAGAGCCGUUUCAUUUCCGUGAUGGUUGUUUACAUAUCUGAGAAACAUUCAUUUUGUACUGUAAGAAAAGAAAAAGAAAAAAACCCAUAAACCAUAGAAGAGCCUUUCAUGUGAAAUGCAGACAGAUUAUUUUUUUUAGGCUUGGAAGACAAAAAGUAAUUAAAAUGACCAUUGUUAGUGAAGUUAAAAAGAAGGGAUCUCACAUGCUUUAGUAACAUAUUGUGACAUGAUCAAACUGCUUUGGCUUAAUAAAUGCAUACAUGAAUGGUAACAAAACUCA
Molecule: messenger RNA, 2417 nt
Organism: Neopsephotus bourkii (Bourke's parrot)
Lineage: Eukaryota; Metazoa; Chordata; Aves; Psittaciformes; Psittacidae
Gene: BDH1
Product: 3-hydroxybutyrate dehydrogenase 1
Exons: 6
Coding region: 41-1072 (343 amino acids)
Molecular function (GO): oxidoreductase activity
Source: RefSeq, a predicted model, not a curated record